ACUGCAUACGCGCCGUGGCGGAGAGUGAAGAUGGCGGAGAGUAAUGUCGAGCCGGAGUACGACUGGAGCGACCGGGCCCUGGACACGGCCGAGGACACCCUGGUUGCAAUGGAAACCCUGCUGGCCACGCUGAGAGCUUUCGAAGAUGUACUCAGGCAACAAGAGAUAUCUGUAGCAUCUUCCACGGAGUACUGCGACAACUUCUGUCAGGCACUAAUGCACUAUGCUGGGAGCAGGAACUCUAUGGAGCACGGUCUGCCUCUUCUAGAGGUCUACUGUCUGUCCAUCAACUGCUUUGCUGCAGCCCGAUCCCACCUGACUGCAGAGUCCGACAGAGUGGCCCUUGUUUUGAAGAGACUAGCUUUGAGCUGUUUCGAGCUGUUGCUAUCAGUGCCUGAGAAUGACAUCCCAUAUGAAGCCUGGGUUCAGUUCCACCACUCUGUGCAGAUUGCCCACGACACCUUGUUACAGUAUGGAAGCACAGACCUCCAGGCUUUACUCCAGAUCACCGGAGAGGGUGGAGCAUGGAGCAAUCCAGUCCUUGCUUCUCUCCUCACCGGCCAGCCCACCAACCCAGAAGAAGUUGAUGCAUACAUCAGUUUGGAGGGUGAGGGCUUCAUGGAGAUGCGGGUGAAACAUCUGGAGAAGAUGGGCGAAGUUGCCAAGGCCGUGGUGUUGGCUAAAUCUUGCACAGAAUGCAGCUUCAUUUCCAACCAAGCCACGUUCCGUCAAACAUACGUCUCUUUGCUUUGUCACCUGCUGCCCAAUGAAGAAGCCAUAAUGGAGAUAUCCAGACUGGAUUGUAAAGAUAUAUUGGAGAUCACAUGUAAUUUGGAGACGGAGGGCGAGGAGAAUACAGCUUUCAUCCUGUGCACAACCUUCCUGACACAACAGCUCCAAAAGCAGAGUCUUUACUGCUCCUGGGAGUUGACUCUGUUGUGGAGUAAGCUUCAGAGGAGGCUUGACCCCUCACUGGUGUCUCUUCUGGAACGAUGCCUUCAGCUCGGUGCCAUUGCCAAAACGACGCACCAUUUGGUUUAUCUGGUCCGUGUGAUUCAGGCUGAGACCGAAGAACAUGGGAUACCUGCUUCAGUAGAGCUUUGCGUCAAAGCCCUUCAACUUCCGAAGCAGGAUGACUCAGACAUGAGGAUCUCCGUCUGCAAGACCAUGUCCUGCCUUCUUCCAGACGACCUUGAAGUGCUGCGUGCCUGCCACCUCACCGAGUUCCUGCUCGGUCCCAACCAGGAGGCCUUCGGCUGUCUUCAGGAGCUCUACUUACGCCCUGACCAAAAGUAUGACCAGGAAAACGAGGUUAUUCCCAACUCGCUGCGCUGCGAGUUGCUACUAGCACUAAAAGCAUACUGGCCUUUUGACCCCGAGUUCUGGGACUGGAAAACUCUCAAGUAUCACUGCGUCUCUCUUCUGGGGUUGAAGCCUGAGUCAGAAGGGGAAGAGGAAGAGACUGUAGAUAAAGAAGAUAUGGAUAAUCAUCACGAACUGCUCAGAGCAGCAGUGAAAGUAGAAGCCGGGCACCCAAGUAGGAUAAAUGGAGGGCUUGAUGGUCAUGAGUCAGACAAAGAGAAGCAGUGUAGUGACCUAACAGAAACCAACCAAGAAUUGGAGACAAAGAAGUACAAGUUCUGCUGUCAGAUUUGUAAGAGGUCAGUCACUGACACUCAAAUCAUUCACCACUCCAGAAGACAUGCGGAGGACAGCAGCCACCCCUGCCCUGUUUGCUUGGAAACGUUUACGAGCCGAAAGGAACUUGUUCCCCACAUCAAAGAACACAUUGAAAGUGAUUCACCUUUUUACAAAAACGAUGCACAGAGCGAGGACGUACAGAAACCAAUGGAGGAGGAUGACGACAUUGAGCCGGGUGAGAUCACCGUUGACCCUUCCUUAAUGCUGUAUUACAAAUCCACACACGAUCCAGAUGUAUUGCAUCACAUUGUGCAACAAGCCAAAACUGUGAAGGAGAAGCACGUGGACGAAGACGAGCAUGUAACAUUCGAUUACAUAGAGCAACACUUCAAGCUGCAGAACCGGGACGAGUAUCCGUGUCCCGGAACUGGAUGUACUCGGGUAUUUAAACAUUCCAAGUACUUAUACGUCCACUUGAAGUCAGAGCACAAAGGUGAUGAGAAUGUGAAAUAUUUCCAUCAGAUGAGAGACAAGCGAGAGAAGUGUGUCUUUUGUAGGCGUCACCUUGUCUCGGCGUACCAUCAUCGCAAGCAUAGAAGAGUUCACUAUGGUGACCGGCCUUACAUGUGUGUGGUUGUAGGUUGUGGUGCAAAGUUUAGUACUUCCAACGAACUUGUCAACCACAAACAGACUCAUGGCUUUCAGCUCAACUAUCAGUGUGAGCUCAAAGACUGCUAUGUGACUUAUUCUGACUUGGGACAGAUAUAUCACCACGAAGCACAGCAUUUUAGAGAUGCUGCAUUUACCUGCUCUAGCACUGAAUGUAGAAAAUACUACUUAUCCAAAAAGGAGUUUAUAAAGCAUUUAUCCACACAUAAUAUGACUUUCUCUGAAGAUGACUUUGAGGCUCAGAGGAAGGCAAAGCGGAAGCUCUUUAAGGCUGAAGCCGCAUCCCGUCUCAAUAGGUCACUCGACUCAAACACUGUAAAUGGAAACGUCAUAAACUCUCCUUCGGUGAGUUGUGCUUCCACUUUGCAGGAAUCAGAGAGCAAGGAGCCCAAAGCAACAAUGACCUUGGUGGCUGUGUGUUUUGAUGGAAGUAAGUUUACUUGUGGUUUUGAGAAGUGUGGUAUGACUUUUUCCAGGGCCAGAGAUGUCCAGAGACACCUGAAAUGUGCUCACCCAGAACAUCUUAAACUGGAGAAUAAAGAACACAAACACGACAAAGAGCAGGGCUCUAAGUCCAAAGGGGUAAAAUCUGAAGGUAACCCAGAUGGAGAGGAAAAGGACAAAAAUGAGAAAGCUCCAUUUCAACCUCCGGACGCUGGCGACGAAAGGAACACUCAAACACAUCCCAAAAGCAAUGAAACAAACUCUUUAAACUUACAAACAAAAAACGAUGCUCUAAAAGAAAUCCUCAUUGGGCUGAGUAAACUGGACCUGAAUUCCUCAUCGCCUCAGAGCCAACCAAGUGAGCCCUCUCAGUCUAACACGGACUCAAAUACGUCACAAAUGUCUCUUCACGAGGCAAUUAUGGCAGCGCCUGUGAUGGUGGUGCUUCAGAAGGCGCCGAAUCAGCCUGAGGAAAAGAUCAAGGAUGAAACUGAACGAGCAUCAGUAACCAUCGAAGAAAGCUGUGUUGAAUUAUUAGCCGCUGCUAAGCCAUAUGUCUGUGAGAUGAAAGGUUGUGGCUUUAGGACUGCUCAAAGUUACAGCUUACUGCGACACUAUAACAACAGACACGGUCGUACCAUUGAACAGGCUAAAAUGUUGACUUCCUUGAAAACCACCUCUUUUAAACCUUACGUGUGCCAGCUUUGUUCCAAGAGUCACAGACAGAAGCACGUGCUGAGGGCCCACUAUCUUCACAUCCACAACCUGAGUGUGAAUUUAGUAGAAAAAGUGAGCUGUUCAUCUGUGCAGCAUGAACAAAGCAAAGACGCGACGUCACAGCCUUUGACCAACCACGGUGCGAACGUAUGGAAGAAAGAGAUCCCCAAUUUGCAGCACGAGCAUGAGACCAAAAAUUCAACCGCAACGAGCGAAAAUGGAUUGAACUUCCCCAAUCAUUCCCCUUCUGACGAGGAAGGAGAGGAUGAAGCAGAGAGCAGAGAGAAAGAUGAGGAGGAGGAGAAGAAGGAAGAGGGUGAAAAAAAGGGCACGCAACAGGUCAGAACGACAAGACGCUUGGUAGCCAAAAGUAAUCUCUGCUAUAUACUGGAUAAAUUCAGUAAACCGUUUCAUUGUGUGGCAAAAAACUGUGAUGCAGCUUUUUCAACCCAGGGAGGCCUUGUGCGCCAUCUGCAGUUAGUGCACCAUUACAAUCGCUCCCAGCUCUUGUUGGAAAAAGAUUUUGAUGUGCAACAAGGACCAGAAGUCAGAAAGGAGCCCACCAAGAAAAGACCUCUCCCAAACUUGGACGAACCUCAGCCCCAAUACAAAUGUCAUUUUGCGAACUGUAGCGCCUCCUACCACCUGAAGAGUAGCCUGGUGCGUCACACUCGUGACUACCACUCGCAACCCCCUGAGCUGAUCAGGUGCAAAUAUGACGGCUGCAAAAGAGUGUUCAGCCACAACGAAGCUCUUAAAAAACACACACUUUAUAGUCACUGCGAGUACUACGAUUCACUGGUGGUACGUCUGCAGAGCACUCAUAAAAAGUCAAUUACUGGAUGCCAAAAGAAGCUUAUAGUCGCACCACAGAGUCCUCAGAAAGAAGAACCUGGUUCACCUGCCGCGGAGGCCGGGGGGUCAAGCCCGACACCCGAGGUCGCGGCCCAGACGGAGGAAGUGAGCGACAAGGGCGUCGAGGAGAAAGAUGGGACGGCAGAAAAGGAGAGGGAGAGACGAUAUUCCUUGAAUCGAUACGUCUUCAGAUCUCACGAAGAAGCACUACAGCUGUGCCAAGACCGCUGCAUGCGCGUGGCCUACCCGUGCAUGGUUCAGGACUGCGAUUCUGUCGUCACGUACAUGAACAGCUUGUACCGUCACUACAUGAGGGUGCACCGUAUGCGCCGCAAGUAUAUUGUCAGGAAUGAAGAUAAGCUCGUUUUCAACGCCGAGCAGCUUGAGGAACUCAUUCAGAGGAAUUCGGCUCAGCCAACUGUUGCAGAAGCAUGUUCGACUAAUGGGGUUCGCGAAAAGGAGUACCAGUCAGAGCCAGAGAACACAGAGGAGCAGCCCGCAGCCAUGAGCCUGCUCUCCAUAAACACUGAGACACCGGAUGAGGGUAAUCAUGAUCCGCUGGGGCUCCCAGAGGAGGAAGAGGACGAGCUGCCGCCCGUAGAGAGAAAUGGUGUACUUGUUGGGGCGGAUGAAGUGCUUUACGGUGAACCAAGCACAGGUGGGCACGCUGAAGACUCGGCCGCAGGGCCGCACAACAGUCAGAAGCAAGAGGAGAGAUUCAGUUUGGAUAAAAUCAGGCCUCUUCUUCGCCCAGUCACUGUGGACCUCUCCCCCCCAUGUUCGCUCCGCUUUAGCACUGAAGAGGUCUUCCAAGAUGCAUCGAGCAACAGAGAUGGUGGCAAAAUGCUAAACGGGUCUACUUCAGUGACCUCUCCUCCUUUUCGCCAGCCACUGAAACGGAAAAACGAACUGUCUGAACAGCCUUCAAACGUAAAAGACUCUCAGCCUUGUAGCCCUUCUCCACGCACUUUUGACAUCGAUGCCUAUAAGCCUAUCGGUUUUGAGUCCUCCUUCCUGAAGUUCAUCCAAGAAAGUAGUCCAAAAGACAAAAACAAGACACCAGUGAAACGUCGAGACACUAUCAGGCGCAGCUGUUCCGUCAAGGAGAACAACCAGCUGGGAGUCUCUCACACCCGCAGCAGACGCACCCACUCCCCACUGCUGAAGCCCCACGCUAUGACUGGGGACUUCACGUCGGUCCAAAACUUGAAGUCUAUCCUGGACAAAGCUCUGGCUGGGUGUGGGGACCUGGCUAUCAAGCAGCUUCAGUACCUCAGACCUGUGGUGGUGCUGGGGCGACCCGUUUGCACGACCACCCUGCCUGACCUCUUCCCAUCAGACACCAACAACAGCAGCAAACUGAUCCUCGGACGUUAGCUGAAUCAAUCCCAUUUUUAACACAGCUUCGGCUACAAAGUUCUUUGUAUUUUUCCCCGCUCACAUAUCAGUAUUUUUAUGUUUCCCAAAAAGGAAGGUGUUAUGUUUGCUGUUUGUUUUUGUUUUUUUGUUUGUUUUUUUUUAAGUUGCCAAACUGAAGAGUUGUAGAAAUUAGCAUAAGAUAAACAGAAGUUUAACAGUGCACAGUGAAAUCCAUUUUUUUUAGUUAUCACCAUUGUAUAUACUGUAGUUCUCUGAGAUAAAUGUACAGCUUUUCAGAUCGAUUGUUAGAAAUGGUCAGUAGCGUAUUGCGAGGCCUUUUCACUCGAGGAGUAUGAUUAUUUUUCACCUCAGUUUAUAUUAAGUCAGUGUUGGGAUGCUGUGGACAGAUGUUGACAGACAUGUAUGUAACCCCUUUGUAAUAAAAUAAAUGUGGGAAUUAAUACAAAGAUUUAAAUUUAUGAGUUGUGUGAUUGGCUAUCUUUUUAUAUGUAUGGUUUAUUAAAGUUGCACUUAAAUUACA
This is a messenger RNA of Mugil cephalus (flathead mullet), 6226 nucleotides long. RefSeq names its product RLF zinc finger (gene rlf). Gene Ontology annotation, cellular component: nucleus. Gene Ontology annotation, biological process: regulation of transcription by RNA polymerase II. The record is from RefSeq and is a predicted model, not a curated record. Gene Ontology annotation, molecular function: DNA-binding transcription factor activity, RNA polymerase II-specific; DNA binding. NCBI's taxonomy places the organism in Eukaryota, Metazoa, Chordata, Actinopteri, Mugiliformes, Mugilidae.